Molecule: messenger RNA, 1503 nt
Organism: Dentiscutata erythropus
Lineage: Eukaryota; Fungi; Glomeromycota; Glomeromycetes; Diversisporales; Gigasporaceae
Source: the annotation of a GenBank genome assembly
AUGUCUAAUAAUAAUUCCCUACCAUCAGUUAAAGAAGUUAAUCAAUGGAGUCCGGAUCAAGUUAUUGCUUUUCUAAAUUCUUAUAAUGAAGAAAAAAAGUUAUUUCUCAGAAAUGAAGACAUUAAAAAAAUUAAAGAUAACUGGAUUCCGGGUCCAACCUUUCUUUCUUUAACUUUAGAGACACUCACUCAAAAGGAUGGAUUUCCUGAUCAACUUCCUCGUAAAUCUGACUUGGCAAAUUUUCUUAAGGAAAAGCCCCCAGUAAAAAUACCGCUUGCACCUAUUCAUUUUUUCCAAUUCAACACCAGUCUGGGUGGGAUAACUGAAGAAGAACGAAAUACAUAUUUUAUAUUAAGUACAGAAGCGGAUUGUACAUCACUUUAUUCAAGACUUUUAGGACAAUUAAUUUACCCUCCCUCAUAUGGAAACACCGAAGACUCUUAUCAUGAUUUGUGGGAUAGUAUUAUUAAAAAUACUUUAGAGUUAUUUGGAAUGCAUAGCGCUAGUUUGCCAACUUUGCAAUUUGAUCGCAAUACUAACAAACGAACCUCAACAGGUCGCAAUCGUCCAGACAUGGUUGUAUUAGUGAAAAACGUUUGUCCUUUUCGAGGUGAAGAAAAGGCCCGGGAAGAAGGAGGAGAUCCUUCGAUUGAACUAGUUGACAAAAUCAAAGAUUGGACUUACGGGGAUGCACCAUACAUCCUUGCGUACUAUGCUAUUGGUGUUCAGAUUACAUUUGUCGCUUUGUACAAGCCUGAAAAGAAGAGAAAACUGAGCAUUUGUUCUGAACGAAUUGCAGAAUUCGAUUUAGGACGUCGUAUAUUACCUAUUAUAGUGAAUCUAUGCCCUUCGAGGGAUUCGCCGGAAUUUCAAACUAUUGUUCGACCAAAUGGAACCAUUAUUGAGCUUGGGUAUGCAAUAAAGAAAAAAUUCACAAACGAAGACCGAAUUACACAUUUAAAAGAAAUCUAUGGAAUGUUAAGUUUAGAACAUUCGUCUACGCAUUCUGUUAAUUUGGCACCACGUGGAGAACAACGUGAACCAAAUGAUCUCAGAGAAUUAUUGCAAGCAUUAAUUUGUACACUAACUUGUUUAAAGGGUAUGCACGAAAGUAAACCUAAGCCGAUAAUGCAUAGAGAUGUUCGAUGGCCAAAUAUUAUUCGCUACCAUGACGAAUAUCAAAAAUUUAUUUUAAUUGACUUUGACUAUGCUAACUAUUCCCCUUCCGAUGAGCCUUUAGAAGAAUUUUCUGAAACUGAUCAUGCUCCCGAAAUGUUAACUAAAAAGCAUGAUCUUAAGGUUGAUAUAUGGGGUGUUGGAAACUUAAUUAAUUCAUGUAAUGUCACAGGCAUUCCUUCUGAACUUUUAAAUUUCAGCACAAAUUUGUGUAAAGGCAAUCCAAAUAAACGACCGACUGCUUCAGUUGCUCUCGAUCAAGUAGAAGACAUGUUUAGAAAGUGGUUUCCAAAUGACGACUGGCUAGAAAGAAUUGGAACUGCAUAA